Meloidogyne enterolobii is the source of this 386-nucleotide messenger RNA. The record is from the annotation of a GenBank genome assembly. NCBI's taxonomy places the organism in Eukaryota, Metazoa, Nematoda, Chromadorea, Rhabditida, Meloidogynidae.
AUGAAGGAAAAUAUGAGAAAAUAUCGUCAAAAAAAGAAAAAUGAAAAAGAAACUCUUCAAAAAGAAUUAACAAUUCAGUCUGUUAAUCAAGAAGGGACGUCCAAUGUUUAUCCACAGAAUAAUAAUUAUGAAGGUAAAUGUAAAGAGUCUUGUGAAGAAGAGAGUGUCCAACUGGAAGGGACACCUCAUGAGGAAGGGUGUGUCCAAUUAGAAGGGGCUGAGAAAAAUAAUAAAGAAAAAGAAAAUCCAUUUAGAGACAUUGAUUUGAAUCUGCCAGUUAAUGAGAUAAAUUUAAAUAAGAAGCAUCGGUUUGAUCUGAACGAGGAGCCUGAGGAUUGUGAAGAGAUAUGAAAAUAUAAUUUUGGGUAAUUUUUGAAGUAAAAUAA